AGUAGCCAUGAUAGUUCCCCAUCUCUCUCAAUUAUAACCAAGAGAAGUACCCAUGAUAGCUGCUCGUCUCUCUCAAUUGUAACCAAGAGAAGUACCCAUGAUAGCUCCCCAUCUCUCUCAAUUAUAACCAAGAGAAGUACCCAUGAUAGCUCCUCGUCUCUCUCAAUUAUAACCAAGAGCAGUACCCAUGAUAGCUGCUUGUCUCUCUCAAUUAUAACCAAGAGAAGUACCCAUGAUAGCUCCUCGUCUCUCCCAAUUGUAACUAAGAGAAGUACCCAUGAUAGCUCCUCGUCUCUCUCAAUUAUAACCAAGAGAAGUACCCAUGAUAGCUCCUCGUCUCUCUCAAUUAUAACCAAGAGCAGUACCCAUGAUAGCUCCUCGUCUCUCCCAAUUAUAACCAAGAGAAGUACCCAUGAUAGCUGCUCGUCUCUCUCAAUUGUAACCAAGAGAAGUACCCAUGCUAGCUCCACGUUUCUCUCAGUUAUAACCAAGAGAAGUAGCCAUGAUAGCUCCUCGUCUCUUUCAAUUGGAACCAAAAGAAGUACCCAUGAUAGCUCCUCGUCACUCUCAAUUAUAACCAAGAGAAGUAGCCAUGAUAGCUCCUCGUCUCUCUCAAUUAUAACCAAGAGAAGUAACCAUGAUAGCUCCUCGUCUCUCUCAAUUGUAACCAAGAGAAGUAGCCAUUAUAGCUCCUCGUCUCUGUCAAUUGUAACCAAGAGAAGUACCCAUGAUAGCUCCCCAUCUCUCUCAAUUACAACCAAAAGAGGUACCCAUGAUAGCUCCUCGUCUCUAGCAAUUAUAACCAAGAGAAGUACCCAUGAUAGCUGCUCAUCUCUCUCAAUUAUAACCAAGAGAAGUACCCAUGAUAGCUUCGCAUCUCUCGCAAUUAUAACCAAUAGAAGUACCCAUGAUAGCUCCUCUACCCAUGAUAGCUCCUCGUCACUCUCAAUUGUAACCAAGAUAAAUACCAAUAAUAGCUCAUCGUCUCUCCCAAUUAUAACCAAGAGAAGUACUCAUGCUAGCUCCACGUCUCUCUCAAUUGGAACCAAGACACGUGCUCAUGAUAGCUCCUCGUCUCUCGAAAUUGUAACCAAGAGAACCACCCAUGAUAGCCCCUCGUCUCUCCCUAUUGUAACCAAGAGAAGUACCCAUGAUAGCCCCUCGUCUCUCCCAAUUGUAACCAAGAGAUUCCCAUGA
Lottia gigantea (owl limpet) is the source of this 1197-nucleotide messenger RNA. RefSeq lists its product as hypothetical. The annotation marks the transcript as partial. The transcript has 2 exons. The record is from RefSeq and is a predicted model, not a curated record. Lineage: Eukaryota; Metazoa; Mollusca; Gastropoda; Lottiidae.